AUGGCGCUUAACGCCAUCUUAUGGGCCCCCAUCCAAGCCUACUGCCGCGAGGAACCCACGGCGACUGCGGUUACCUACUUGGACGAUCGCAACGUGGUGGUCCAUGACCACGCUCAGCUCGUUCGCACCCUCCAGUUCUGGAUGCGCUGGGCUGGCAGGUUGGGCCUUGAAGAGAAUGUUGGGAAACAGAAAUUCCUCCCUCGGGGUUCUGCGGCUGCUCAGGAAGUCGACCAAUCUAGGACUGUUGCAGUUGUGCACACACUUCGCAUUUUGGGAGUCGAUUUUCGCACCCGCAUUGAUGGCAAAAACAGGCCCACCUACCAAGACCGCCUGAACGAAGCCCGCCAGCGCCUUGGCCGCAUCGGCUGCCUGCCUGUCUCGUUUCUGGCCAAGUGCCAGUUCCUUCGACAGCUUGUCCUUCCUGUGGCAGUUUGGGGCACAUGGUUUGUUCAUGGCGCAGCCGGCACUUGGAAACAGCUCCAGCAGCGCCUCCUGGGCGUCUUGUAUGGAGGCAGGUCCCCUGCUUCGCCCGACCUGCGUGCUUUGAUGCAGGGCCAUAGCUUGGAUUUCCAAUUCAUGGCCGAUUACCAGACCAUCUCCAUGUGGGCCAAGCUCGUUCAGCUUGGCCGCGCUCGCUGGCAGCCCGGCGCCAUGAGAGGAACUUGGCAGUAUGCCGUUGCUGCCCGCCUUAAAAGCAUGGGCUGGCAUUUGCAGCUUGACGGCUCAUGGACUCAUCAGGCCAUUCCCAGACGAUGCAUCACUUGGGCUAGGAACCUGCAGACCGAGCGCAUCAAGCACUUACUCCGGGAAGCAUGGCGGUUUGAACGCUUUGAAGCGUGGAAAGCCUCGAGCAGACUGGAUGCUGUGGCUGCGGCUAACCCGACGUUCCAAGCAGCUCGAGUCAAGCAGGCUUGGCAGCUGUGGAAUGCCACCUGUGCUCAUGGCCGUGCAGUACUCACCGCUGCAGUGGUCAGCCCAGCACGGCUUCAGGCCAAUAAAAGCGGUGCUGCUGUGCAAUGGUGCCCUUUCUGCAAAGAGGGCUAUGCUCCUACGUGGGAUCACUGUGCUUGGAGUUGCGCGCACUUCGGUGCUUCUCGCCCCGCCCUACCUGGCGACGGCAUGCAGCGUAGGACGGGUUGGCCCGUGGCAGCGCGUACCAAAGCCCAAAAUCUGCGAGUGCUUGACCAUCUUGCUACUGUCCGCAAGAGCCUUGUUGCAUACCGAUGCCUGUAA
Messenger RNA from Symbiodinium sp. CCMP2592, 1233 nucleotides. Lineage: Eukaryota; Dinophyceae; Suessiales; Symbiodiniaceae. The record is from the annotation of a GenBank genome assembly.